Messenger RNA from Jaculus jaculus (lesser Egyptian jerboa), 668 nucleotides. It is a transcript of the gene Ftcdnl1, whose product is annotated as formiminotransferase cyclodeaminase N-terminal like. The record is from RefSeq and is a predicted model, not a curated record. The transcript has 3 exons. The coding region runs from base 1 to 411 and encodes 136 amino acids. Lineage: Eukaryota; Metazoa; Chordata; Mammalia; Rodentia; Dipodidae. Gene Ontology annotation, molecular function: transferase activity; folic acid binding.
AUGUCCUCCUCCAGACUGGGACUCCCUUUGGCUGCCUGCUUACUAAACAUUUCAGAAGCCAGAAGGAAGUACAUUGUUGAGAGCAUAGCAAGAGCAGCAGUUUGGAGAAAUGGGGGAAAACAUCCUGAAGUAUCAGUGCUCAAUAUCUUUUCUGACCAAGCAUAUAACAGAUCAGUUAUUACAAUAGUGGCUUCUAUUGGUAACCCGGGUAGUUCUGUUCUGGCUGCCAGUGUGGAGACUUUCCAGACUAUCAUUAUGGAGGUUCAAAAGGGAGUCCACCCUUGCCUAAGAGCAAUAGACCUGGUCCCCAUUUACCCUGUCUUUGGUGUUGGAGUGGAAGAGUGUGGCAUGGUGGCCAGAAGUAAGAGAAAGACCGGUUCUUCUUCCUUAGUGGACACAAUACAGAAUUGAUCUUGAGGAAUUGUACCAACACUGGACGUUGGAGUUCGCAGUGGUCACCAUGUUUUUGUCGCUCAUCCUUCCACUUUCUGUGCAAUGGCAUUAUGGAACUCUAAAUGCUGAAGGAAGUGUCAAAAAAAUAAUCACUAAUGAUUUUGUCCCUUAUAAACUCACAACAAAACGUGAGGAAACAGCAGUUUCUAAUUCGUUCCUUGGACUCUUCGAAGGAGGGUGAUAGCAUGCUUGGCCCAGCUGUGUCCUAUUUUCUU